Messenger RNA from Zea mays, 2037 nucleotides. RefSeq lists its product as uncharacterized. Gene Ontology annotation, molecular function: metal ion binding. NCBI's taxonomy places the organism in Eukaryota, Viridiplantae, Streptophyta, Magnoliopsida, Poales, Poaceae. The transcript has a single exon. The record is from RefSeq and is a predicted model, not a curated record. The coding region runs from base 78 to 1271 and encodes 397 amino acids.
CCCUCUUCUCACAGGCCAACAAAGGAGCAAAGCUACCGUCGCCGAAGCCGAGCGACGUUCCAAGAAACGAAACAGCCAUGAUGAUGAUGGGAGAGGGAGCGCACGCGCCGCCUUGGCAGCAGUCACCGGCGGCCAGCGGCAUCAUGGACGCGGACGAGGUGUCGCCGUACGCCCUCCUGGCGGAGCUGAAGCAUUACCUGCCGUCAAACGAGGUGAUGGCGUACGACGAGGACGACGAGGAGGCCCUGGCGGCGGCGGCCGCCGUCGACGCGUACGCCUGCGACGAGUUCCGGAUGUACGAGUUCAAGGUGCGGCGGUGCUCGCGCGGGCGGAGCCACGACUGGACGGACUGCCCCUACGCGCACCCGGGGGAGAAGGCCCGGCGGCGCGACCCCAGGCGGUACCACUACUCCGGCGCGGCGUGCCCGGACUUCCGCAAGGGCGGGUGCAAGCGCGGCGACGCGUGCGAGCUGGCGCACGGGGUGUUCGAGUGCUGGCUCCACCCGUCGCGCUACCGGACGCAGCCCUGCAAGGACGGCACCGGGUGCCGCCGCCGCGUCUGCUUCUUCGCGCACACGCCCGACCAGCUCCGCGUGCCGCAGGCGCAGCAGUCCAGCCCGAGGGGCGCGUCCGCGGCGUCGCCGCUGGCCGAGCCGUCGUACGACGGCUCGCCGCUCCGCCGCCAGGCGUUCGAGAGCUACGGCUACCUCACCAAGAGCGGCGUCAUGUCGUCGUCCCCGACCAGCACGCUGGUCUCGCCCCCGAGGUCGCCGCCGUCGGAGUCCCCGCCAAUGUCGCCGGACGCCGCCGCCGCGGCGCUCCGCCGCGGCUCGUGGCCGGGUGUCGGCGGCUCGCCCGUCAACGAGGUCCUCGCCUCGCUGCGCCAGCUCCGCCUCGGCGGUGGCGGCAGCGGCGGCUCGCCGAGGUCGGCGCCUUCCGGCGGGUCGUUCUUGGCAGGCGGCUACCCGUUCGGGUCCCCGAAGUCACCGGCCGGUCUGUACAGUCUCCCGUCCACACCACCAACCCGGCCGUGCCCGGUGAUGGUGACCACCGCCUCCGGCGCCACCAUCAUGACCGUGGAACGCCUCAACCUCGGGCUCCUCGUGGAUGAGGAGCCGGUCAUGGAGCGGGUUGAGUCCGGGAGAGCCCUCCGCGAGAAGGUGUUCGAACGGCUCAGCAAAGAAACCGCCGUGCCCAACGACACCGCCGCCUCCGCCAACGUAGAGGGAGCGGCUCCGGACGUCGGCUGGGUCUCCGACCUCAUCAACUGAGGGAAACUCCUGAAACUACCAGCAUCAGCCGUGCCUCCUCUGAACGGUGCUUAUCCAUGGUAAGUGCGUGAGGGAAGCUUAUUAGAGGCGUCACUGCACAGCAGCAGGAGAGGAAAGUAGUUCGUGGGAAAAACAAAAAAAAAAAAAUAUUUUUCUAGAUUUGUACUAAGAUGAUCCUUGUACAUAUUUUCCUCCAUGUGUGAAUAUUCCCGGAUGGCUGUUGGAGGGAGGGGAGGCAGGGAAAGGUUGAUUUGUUGUGGGGUUUCAGAUGAUGGCAUGCCAGUGGGGAGGUAGAAGGGAUGGCCAGUAAAACACAAAAGGAUCAAAGGAGACAUGGUAUGCGACCAGACCAUGCAUGAGGUGUCUAGAUGUACAUAGCGUCUGUGUAGUGUACCUGUGUGUUGUGUGUGUGUGGAGGUAGAGCGUGGAGAGGCGACCAUGUCGGCGAUCCAAGACUGGAAGUAAAGAUGACUGGAUUUUUUUCUAUGGCCGCACUGCACCGGCGGCGGCUCCCGGUGACGUUUCCGGCAAGAAGGCCUGGAGCGGUUCCAGAACAACAUCAUCGUCUCGACUCUCGAGUACUUGUCAUUCCACCGUUCAUUCUGUUAUUUAUUAUCUGGUAUUACUGCUCUGUAAUUUUCUCAAUGUAUUUCCUUAUUGAUCUCGUCUGCUCUAGCUAGGGGCCGGGAGCAUCUAUGUACCUUGCACUACUAUGUGCUACUGUUUCUGCUGAUAAGGAAAUAAUUAAGACCGGCCUUGUUAAUUA